AUGCGGAAAGCCGUGCUAGACCUGAUGAAGCGAGUCUGCAGGGAGAUGAAAGACUUAGACGGUCUGCAGAUCAUGAAGGGAUAUCUCAACAACCCCACAACAUCGGCAUUCACACUGGACAAGGAAAGAUGGAUCCACACGGGUGACGUGGGAUACGUAGAUGAGGAUGAAUGUUUAUACAUUGUAGACAGUAUUAAGGAACUAAUCAUGUAUAAAGCCUAUCAGGUGGCGCCAGCUGAGCUGGCGGCGAAGCUGCUACAGCAUCCUAGCGUGGCCGACGCGGCCGUCAUCGGCGUCCCGGACGAGGAAGCUGGAGAACUCCCCAAGGCGUACGUCGUGCGCAGCGACCAGUGCCUUCUGGCGGAGGAUUUGCACAGCUAUCUACGAGUGCACGUAGAAUCCAUGCAGAAGCGGGUACGAGGAGGCAUCGAGUUUGUCAGCGAGAUUCCCAUGUCGGCAUCCGGAAAGAUUCUGAGGCGACAGCUCCGCGCGAGAAACAAGAAGCUGUCGCGUUUGUGAAGCGGCCAUGUUGUUGGUACGGAAGCAUCGGGAAGGAAAUUCUAUUUCAACAAUACAAUUCCUAGAAGCUAACAAUAAGGCGUAAAGUUAUAUGAGGUUUGAAAAGUAAACUCAUAACGUUUUAUACGUCCACUUGUCUGUAAUUUUCUCUGAUGUAAAGGUAUUAUCGUCGACGAAAGUAUAGUCUUUCACUUACACUGUAUUAAUAUUUUAUUGUUUUACUAUAAGUUUAACUUAGUGCAGUAGUUUCAUGCAGUAUUCUUUUACUCUUACAUACACGUUAAUUAUGAAAAUGGUAAAAACAUAUUAUUAAAAUAGAAUAGCUCAAUUAUGAAUAAAUAUACUGGAAAAUUA
Molecule: messenger RNA, 873 nt
Organism: Priapulus caudatus
Lineage: Eukaryota; Metazoa; Priapulida; Priapulimorpha; Priapulimorphida; Priapulidae
Product: 4-coumarate--CoA ligase 1-like
Exons: 4
Coding region: 1-519 (172 amino acids)
Molecular function (GO): CoA-ligase activity
Source: RefSeq, a predicted model, not a curated record